Nezara viridula (southern green stink bug) is the source of this 2907-nucleotide messenger RNA. The record is from the annotation of a GenBank genome assembly. Lineage: Eukaryota; Metazoa; Arthropoda; Insecta; Hemiptera; Pentatomidae.
AUGUCAACCUGCUCCAAGUCUAUAAAAUACCUGGGCGUGUAUUUAGGCUCAUCAUCAGCUGGACUUCAUCAAUCGCUAUUAAUAAGAUCUGAUAUACUCUCAUCAUCAGCUGUCUUCAUCAAUCGUUACCAGCCAUGGAAGAAAACAUCAACACCUCGUCAAGUUAUAAAAACAGGAACUUAUGGUACAAGAGGAUCCCGAGCCGAGAGGAGAGCGGACAGUAAUGACGGCUGCACUGCAGUGGCUCGGUUCGCACUGCACGCCACACCACACCACCUUACCGCUGCUCUCGAGAGGGCAUCUUGUACUGCAACGAGAGGCUGUAGAGCUGUUGUCGCAGUCAUUGCUGCUUCAAGAUACAGCUACCUCGAGGGGAUAAUUGCAAACGGAAUGGAGAGUACUGCACGCCACACCGGGUUACCACUGCUCUCGAGAGGGCAUCUUCUACCUCGAGGGGAUAAUUGCAAACGGAAUGGAGAGUACUGCACGCCACACCGGGUUACCACUGCUCUCGAGAGGGCAUUUUGUACUGCAACGAGAGGCUGCAGAGCUGUUGUCGCAGUCAUUGCUGCUUCAAGAUACAGCUACCUCGAGGGGAUAAUUGCAAACGGAAUGGAGAGUACUGCACGCCACAUCGGGAUACCACUGCUCUCGAGAGGGCAUCUUCUACCUCGAGGGGAUAAUUGCAAACGGAAUGGAGAGUACUGCACGCCACACCGGGUUACCACUGCUCUCGAGAGGGCAUCUUGUACUGCAACGAGAGGCUGCAGAGCUGUUGUCGCAGUCAUUGCUGCUUCAAGAUACAGCUACCUCGAGGGGAUAAUUGCAAACGGAAUUGAGAGUACUGCACGCCACACCGGGUUACCACUGCUCUCGAGAGGGCAUUUUCUACCUCGAGGGGAUAAUUGCAAACGGAAUGGAGAGUACUGCACGCCACACCGGGUUACCACUGCUCUCGAGAGGGCAUCUUGUACUGCAACGAGAGGCUGCAGAGCUGUUGUCGCAGUCAUUGCUGCUUCAAGAUACAGCUACCUCGAGGGGAUAAUUGCAAACGGAAUGGAGAGUACUGCACGCCACACCGGGUUACCACUGCUCUCGAGAGGGCAUCUUCUACCUCGAGGGGAUAAUUGCAAACGGAAUGGAGAGUACUGCACGCCACACCGGGUUACCACUGCUCUCGAGAGGGCAUUUUGUACUGCAACGAGAGGCUGCAGAGCUGUUGUCGCAGUCAUUGCUGCUUCAAGAUACAGCUACCUCGAGGGGAUAAUUGCAAACGGAAUGGAGAGUACUGCACGCCACACCGGGUUACCACUGCUCUCGAGAGGGCAUUUUCUACCUCGAGGGGAUAAUUGCAAACGGAAUGGAGAGUACUGCACGCCACACCGGGUUACCACUGCUCUCGAGAGGGCAUUUUGUACUGCAACGAGAGGCUGCAGAGCUGUUGUCGCAGUCAUUGCUGCUUCAAGAUACAGCUACCUCGAGGGGAUAAUUGCAAACGGAAUGGAGAGUACUGCACGCCACACCGGGUUACCACUGCUCUCGAGAGGGCAUUUUCUACCUCGAGGGGAUAAUUGCAAACGGAAUGGAGAGUACUGCACGCCACACCGGGUUACCACUGCUCUCGAGAGGGCAUUUUGUACUGCAACGAGAGGCUGCAGAGCUGUUGUCGCAGUCAUUGCUGCUUCAAGAUACAGCUACCUCGAGGGGAUAAUUGCAAACGGAAUGGAGAGUACUGCACGCCACACCGGGUUACCACUGCUCUCGAGAGGGCAUUUUCUACCUCGAGGGGAUAAUUGCAAACGGAAUGGAGAGUACUGCACGCCACACCGGGUUACCACUGCUCUCGAGAGGGCAUUUUGUACUGCAACGAGAGGCUGCAGAGCUGUUGUCGCAGUCAUUGCUGCUUCAAGAUACAGCUACCUCGAGGGGAUAAUUGCAAACGGAAUGGAGAGUACUGCACGCCACACCGGGUUACCACUGCUCUCGAGAGGGCAUUUUCUACCUCGAGGGGAUAAUUGCAAACGGAAUGGAGAGUACUGCACGCCACACCGGGUUACCACUGCUCUCGAGAGGGCAUUUUGUACUGCAACGAGAGGCUGCAGAGCUGUUGUCGCAGUCAUUGCUGCUUCAAGAUACAGCUACCUCGAGGGGAUAAUUGCAAACGGAAUGGAGAGUACUGCACGCCACACCGGGUUACCACUGCUCUCGAGAGGGCAUUUUCUACCUCGAGGGGAUAAUUGCAAACGGAAUGGAGAGUACUGCACGCCACACCGGGUUACCACUGCUCUCGAGAGGGCAUUUUGUACUGCAACGAGAGGCUGCAGAGCUGUUGUCGCAGUCAUUGCUGCUUCAAGAUACAGCUACCUCGAGGGGAUAAUUGCAAACGGAAUGGAGAGUACUGCACGCCACACCGGGUUACCACUGCUCUCGAGAGGGCAUCUUCUACCUCGAGGGGAUAAUUGCAAACGGAAUGGAGAGUACUGCACGCCACACCGGGUUACCACUGCUCUCGAGAGGGCAUUUUGUACUGUAACGAGAGGCUGCAGAGCUGUUGUCGCAGUCAUUGCUGCUUCAAGAUACAGCUACCUCGAGGGGAUAAUUGCAAACGGAAUGGAGAGUACUGCACGCCACACCGGGUUCUACUGCUCUCGAGAGGGCAUUUUGUACUGCAACGAGAGGCUGCAGAGCUGUUGUCGCAGUCAUUGCUGCUUCAAGAUACAGCUACCUCGAGGGGAUAAUUGCAAACGGAAUGGAGAGUACUGCACGCCACACCGGCUUACCACUGCUCUCGAGAGGGCAUCUUGUACUGCAACGAGAGGCUGCAGAGCUGUUGUCGCAGUCAUUGCUGCUUCAAGAUACAGCUACCACGACGGGAUAAUUGCAAACGGGAUGGAGAGGGACUAUUAA